ACCUUAUUCAAUUUGAAAUGAACAAUAAUUAUUUUCAGUUCAUGAAAUUUGUUACAACUGAGUACAGUUUGGAUCUUUUACUCAAGAUUUUGUCAUUUGCAGCACCUUGUAUGGUGUUUGUUUUAAAAUAUAUUUCUUUUUGCAUGGGUACCGAAACAGUAAGCCAAUACUAGUUCUAUAGCAAAAUUUGCUAAUACGAAACAAAAUAUAGUUUGCAUAGUAUAUCUUUCAUUUCCGCUAUGAAGGCUGGCGCUCUGCACAUACACACACACAUACAUACACAGAUUUAGUUAAAUUAAUACAGCUUCAAAAAUAGGUGAAGGAUCUCAUGAAAAAUGUUAUAAGUGACUGGAAUUUAUUAAAAACCGAGGUCGAGCUUGAAAUUAUAAAAAAAUAUUCUGAUUUUGGACGACUGUGUACAAUAUUCUUCGCACUGGCUGCAUAUUCUGCAUUGUUUAUUUAUAUAUUGAUUCAAUUUACGCCAGAUUUUCUUGACAUCGUAGCACCACGAAACGAAUCACGGUUACACAGCAUAUUAUUAACUGCAGAAUAUUUUGCUGACCAACAAAAAUACUAUCUUCCAAUUUUAUUGCAUAUUGACAUAAUAGCUCUCGUAGGAUUAACCACUAUGAUUUCUACCGAGUCUUUAUUUGCGGCGUACAUCCAACAUGCCAUAGGAAUGUUUGAAAUCGCCAGGUAAACAUUGAAUUAAAUUAAAGUAAUUGAAUUGCAUUAAAUUAUUCUUUUUACAGCAAGAUUGUUUUUAUAUUCAAUAUUACAUAUGCAUUAAUCAAAAAUGAAAAAAUAAGAACGUUUUAAAGCGGUUUUAUUUAUUAUAACAUCUGUCAUUUCGCGACACAUUUCCGCAUUAGACGUAAAAUUAACUAAUUUACUUUUUAUAUGAUAGAAGAGAAUAAUUGAUUAUGUGACAUAUGAUUCUUAUAAUAUUAGUUACAGAAUAGAACAUGCAUUUGACGAAAUACUGGGUUUAAAUAUAUCGCAAAAAAAUUGCUCAUAUUGCACAAAAAUUAUAAGUGCUAUAAAUAUUCACAACAGAGCUAUCAAGUUGGUAUCUCAUUUCCAUUUGUUUCGCUACCAAAUUUUUUUAAU
Molecule: messenger RNA, 1110 nt
Organism: Formica exsecta
Lineage: Eukaryota; Metazoa; Arthropoda; Insecta; Hymenoptera; Formicidae
Exons: 2
Coding region: 329-700 (123 amino acids)
Source: RefSeq, a predicted model, not a curated record